ACCAUCAACAGCAGGUACAGAGAGGCAGUGGCAGUGUUUCUUUCCACAGAGCAACUGAAAUUUACAAAAGACUAACAGCCAAAGGAACUUUAAAACACUACUUUUAUGUGGUUCUUUUGAAGAUCUCUAUCAUGGAUAAUAAGUCAGAGGUUUAUCUCUUCUCUCUGGUCUUGUUGUCGGGGCUUCUUCGGUGCUCAGGGGUCAUCAUGUUCUGGACCGCCUAUGUCAAAGUCUCCUACCUGGACAGCAUGGGCAACCAGACCGUCAAUCACCUUUGCGAGUGUGGCUUGUACGGUCGCGAUUCUCCCCGGCUUGCGGCUUCAGGCAUUGUUGUCCUGCCCGCCUCUGACCCUCUUGGCUGUGGAAGUGACCCCGUCUACAGCCCCAACAACUCCGUGCCCUGGAUUGCCCUGAUCAAGAGAGGAAACUGUAGCUUCAGUGACAAGAUCAAUGCCGCCAAGCGUCAGGGGGCAGACGGUGUUGUGAUCUAUAACCUGGAUCUUACAGGAAACAUUGACAUGGCACACCAAGAAGCCCAAGGCAUUGUGGCCAUCAUGAUUGGCAACGUUAUGGGCAUGGACUUAGUCAACCUUGUGCAGAGUGGCGUUGAGGUAACGAUGGUUAUCGAGGUCGGUAAACUUUACAAACUCUGGGUUCUGGACACCUGUACGUUGUAUUUCCUGUCCAUCUCAUUCUUUGUAGUAUUGGCAGCUUCCAUUGGCUACUUUAUCUUUGUCUCUGGCCAAAGACUUCGUAUCCUCCGGGGGGAGCAAAACACAGAGUCACGGCUCAAGUCUGAGGCAAAGAAAGCCAUUGGUCGGUUAGAAGUGCGCACGUUGAAACGAGACGAUGAAGAGAUCGGGUCCGACUCCCACACCUGCGCCGUGUGCAUCGACUCCUACAAGCCAGGAGAGGUCGUGACUGUUCUCACCUGUGGACACUUCUACCACAAGGCGUGCAUCGAGCCCUGGCUGCUGGAGAAGAGGACCUGUCCCAUGUGCAAGUGUGACAUCCUGAAGGCUCUGGGCGUGGAUGCUGAGGAGGAGAAGGACGGUUCACCCAACUCUCCACCAGAUGUCACCGUGGUGACGGUGUCAGGUGAAGAGCAUCUCUACAAUGUGCCGCUGACAGACACGUCGACCCCGGAACUUGCAAGGCACCAGGACCCGCAUCACUAUAACAACGUGGCCUUCGAGGGAGAAUCUCAGAUCAUGAACAAUAUGGCUGCCAGAGGAUGAACAAAACAAUCAGCGGACUCUGUCCAAUCACAACGCAACACUGUAUGUAUCACUGUAUCAGUAGUUUAAGGUCAAACUUGUGUGUUGACUAAAUUGUGUGGUUGAACAGGGCGUCAGAGCUUUUGUUAUGAUCAAAUGAACACUAUGCUUUUGCACUGUGAAAUCAUGUCUCAAUUAAAUAAAAGGUCCUUCCUGGACUGUACCAAUCAUGUCUCAGUUAAAAAAAGGUCCUUCCUGGACUGUACCAAUCCAAAAUUCAAGGGGUUGGAUUUGGAUUCAGUUAUUGAGAACAGACUUUUGUCAACUUGAAUUUGUAAAGAAGUUUACUUACAUUUUGUCAUUUAGCAGACUUCUUUGACCUUAGGCAAGAAGUAUGUCUUAACGAUAUGCAGUUUAACACAAUCACAAGUUCUUAUAAUAUUGAUAUAUUCUGCUGUGUAUUUUACUGUUUUAGUAAGCUAAUGCCAACCCCAAUAUCAAAAUAUGCGUAUUCAAAUUAGACUUCCAAUUAUGGUCUGACUUUAAAUGUUAUUUGUUUAGAUGUAGGCUAAUUGCACACUCAUUAUAACUUCCUUAAGCCUGACUUACUGGACGAAUCAGGGACAACAUUGUCAAGAUUGUGUACAUUUUGUCAGAUGACAUGUACUGGGGGUUAUGUAAAAUGAAUUGUUGUCCUAUCUGUUGCAUUGAGAGUACCCAUCUCAUGUCUGGAAGCUGAAGUCAGCACUAUACAACUCUGGUUAUGAUGUCCACAACAUAGAAACUUCACUGUAAUUUAGUCAUUUAGCAGACACUCUUAUCCAGAGCGACUUACAGUAAGUACAGGGACAUUCUCCCCCGAGGCAAGUAGGGUGAAGUGCCUUGCCCAAGGACACAACGUCAUUUGGCACGGCCGGGAAUCGAACUGGCAACCUUCAGAUUACUAGCCCGCUUCCCUAACCGCUCAGCCACCUGACUCCCUAAUUGAAAAGCAUUUGCAACAGUAUUACAUAAAUUAAGAUUAUUUAAGUUUUUGCUCUUUGCCAGAUGCUGGAUUUUUUGGCAUGGACUUUUUUAAAGGCAUUGACUUGAGCUAAAUGUAUUGCAGCUGAGGUCUGAUGUUUUACGUUAGACUGCUAAAUGGGCAUGUCAAGGAAGGAUCUGAACAAAUAAACUUCUGUAACUCCUCUAAACUGAUCAAUAGGUGAAUCUCCUGAUCUUAUCAUUUUCAGGACCAGUUUUUCCAUCGUAUUGUGUUUCAGUGUAACUGUUUCCGUGUUAGAUAGCUCCUGCAUUGAUCAACUUCAUGUCAACAACAAAUUCUUUGGAAGUUGGCUAGUUUUAGAUAAAGAUUGGCCUUCUUAUAUGUAAAUAUUAAGAUCUUCUGCAUGGUGCAUGUUGUGUCUUACUGUAAUAAAAAGAAGCCCACCUCAUUUUGUUGAGAAGUAUACUAUUUUGGGUACUGAAAUAAGAAAAUAGUUGU
Molecule: messenger RNA, 2700 nt
Organism: Osmerus eperlanus (European smelt)
Lineage: Eukaryota; Metazoa; Chordata; Actinopteri; Osmeriformes; Osmeridae
Product: E3 ubiquitin-protein ligase RNF128-like
Exons: 1
Coding region: 132-1238 (368 amino acids)
Biological process (GO): Wnt receptor catabolic process; ubiquitin-dependent protein catabolic process
Cellular component (GO): plasma membrane
Molecular function (GO): frizzled binding; ubiquitin protein ligase activity
Source: RefSeq, a predicted model, not a curated record